Molecule: messenger RNA, 1782 nt
Organism: Drosophila takahashii
Lineage: Eukaryota; Metazoa; Arthropoda; Insecta; Diptera; Drosophilidae
Gene: Sox100B
Product: Sox100B
Biological process (GO): regulation of transcription by RNA polymerase II
Cellular component (GO): nucleus
Molecular function (GO): RNA polymerase II cis-regulatory region sequence-specific DNA binding; DNA-binding transcription factor activity, RNA polymerase II-specific
Source: RefSeq, a predicted model, not a curated record
GCCUUAAAAAUACAAAAUGAGUGAAAGUUCCAGUUCCAAUUGCUCCAAGGAUCGCGCCAAACCGGUGGAAACCCUGGUUCUGGCCAACUAUGCCUUGAAAGCCGAGCAGAAAAAGGCCCAAGGACAAGGUGGCCGAAAGGAGGACGAACGCAUCACCACGGCGGUGAUGAAGGUCCUCGAGGGCUACGACUGGAAUCUAGUUCAGGCCUCAGCCAAGGCACCCACGGACCGCAAAAAGGAGCACAUCAAGCGACCUAUGAACGCCUUUAUGGUUUGGGCCCAGGCAGCUCGACGGGUGAUGUCCAAACAGUAUCCGCAUCUGCAGAACUCGGAGCUAAGCAAAUCGCUGGGCAAGCUGUGGAAAAAUCUAAAGGAUAGUGAUAAGAAGCCCUUUAUGGAGUUUGCCGAGAAGCUUCGGAUGACGCACAAGCAGGAGCACCCGGACUACAAGUACCAGCCGCGGCGUAAAAAGGCGCGUAUAAUGCCCAACCAGCAGAUGGGCGGCGAAGGGGGAUCCCCUGGACCAGAAAUGACUUUGUCCGCCCAACAGGGAAACUCCGGGAAGCCAAGGAGCAGCAACUCAAAUGGCCAGAGACGUGGGGGCGGAAAAUCAAAUGCAGCUGGCCUUACCAACUGCCCCUUGACCAUCUCGAAUACGAAUAUGAACUCCUCCGGCUCCUCUUCCUCCGCGGAUGUGUUCAGUAAUGAGGCCUUCAUGAAAUCCCUGAACAGUGCCUGUGCGGCCAGUUUGAUGGAGCAGGGUCUCAUCGAGGCUGGACUGGAUUCGCCCUGCUCCACGGCCAGUUCCAUGUCCUCGCUGACGCCCCCGUCGACGCCCUACAGUGGAGCCUCCUCCUCGGGAGGAGCAAAAUCCUCUGCAGCAGCAGUUGCACCCGCUGCAGGAAAUAACUCGAGUCUUUUGCUGAGGCAACUAAGUGAGCCGGUUGCAAAUGCUGCUGAUUAUGGAGUGCUACUCGAGGCGGGCAGGGAAUAUGUGGCCCUAGGUGAGGUCAAUUACCAGGGGCAGGGGCAGUCAGCUCAGGAAAUGGACUUUCUGGAGGGCAUAAAUGGAUAUGGUGGCUAUAAUGCGAGCAGGGUGAGCUACCCUGGCUACUCCUACCCCACAAACGGAGGACAGGGGCACUUUGAGGAGCAAACGCAGGCGUCACAGCCCGGUGGAGCCUUAAAUUACAAGCCAACGGGAGAGGCAGCUGCCACCACCACCGACAUCGAUCCCAAGGAAAUUGACCAGUAUCUCAUGGAUCAAAUGCUGCCCAUGACGCAGCACCACCAUCAUCAUCCGUUGCACCCACACCACCACCCACUGCACCACCCCCUCCCACUGCACCACUCGCCGCCAUUGAACUCCUCCGCCUCGCUUUCAUCGGCCUGCUCCAGUGCCAGCUCACAGCAACCGGUGGUGGAGUACUACGACCACUUGGGCUACUCCCCCGUAGCCUCGGUCUCAGUCGCAGCCUCCAGCCAGCAGACCCCGAACUUUGGCCCCCAGCAACCAUAUGCCAGUGGAGGACUGACCCCCACCCUGGGUGACCCUGCUCCACAGCAGCAGCAGGAGCUGCAAUCCCAACAGCAGGAACAGCAGCAGCAGCACCAGAAUCCAUCGCAGCAUCAUCUGUGGGGCACUUACACUUAUGUCAAUCCCUAAGCUACUUCAUUUGCACAUUUGUUGUCCGGCACUGAGAAAAAAAGGGUUAAAAAAAUUCAUUGAAAAUUUCAUGACAUUCCUAAAAAUUUUCAACUAAAUUCGAAAUUAAAUAAGGG